This is a messenger RNA of Acanthaster planci (crown-of-thorns starfish), 7982 nucleotides long. RefSeq names its product apoptosis-stimulating of p53 protein 1-like. Gene Ontology annotation, biological process: regulation of apoptotic process. NCBI's taxonomy places the organism in Eukaryota, Metazoa, Echinodermata, Asteroidea, Valvatida, Acanthasteridae. The record is from RefSeq and is a predicted model, not a curated record. Gene Ontology annotation, cellular component: nucleus. Gene Ontology annotation, molecular function: p53 binding.
UGGGUGCCACAAAUAGUGCAUGAGGGCAUGUACCGGUACAUGUAGGCUGUAUGGUUUUUGUGCCAUCUCAUUAAUAUUAUGCAUACACUUGUGUAUAGAUUUAGUCACUGCAGGGAAGACAUGACUAGAAACAAAAGAUGCCAUGAAGCCACACAUGAUACUAGAAAAUGGUACAUUCAACUUUUUAACCCAGGCCCCUAAAAAAGUACAUGUGGGACAGUGCAGGUGAUCUUUUGAAAAGGAAAUAUGGUACCAGGCUCAGACUGGCAUUUAACUUGUUCACAAGUGGUCAAGUUAGCCUGGACUAGUUUUGAAAAGCUACAACUUACAUGUAUAUUCAGUAAAAUAUAAGCCAUUGGAAUGUUGGUAUUAAGUUAUUCCAUUUGUAUGGGGGAAUGUGCACCCCUCACUGCAUUCAGCAGUUAUCCUUGUCAAGUGCGCUAUGGCUAACAGGUCCUCCUCCCCCCAUUAAUCAUUCAUGCACAUCCUUUUUAUGACAGGAACCAGCUUCUGUAUGAUCUGCAUACCUGACCUUUUGUGCGGUAGUGGUUAGGAUCGAUCUGCCCUGAUCAAUGCCUUUCCCCCCCUGCAAUCACUCAGUUCCUUCUGCAGGGUGGCAGCUCUGAACUGUUGGCCCAAUCCCCCCUGUCUGGGGCUAAACAAUGCCCUAUGUUGGCACGCAACAAAUCAAUGUGGGGCUUUUGUGGAGAGAAGGUAUUGUGGGUGACAGGGGCAUGACCAGUGGUUGGCACUGGAUAAAGUCACUUCAAGGGCCAUACAUGUACAGUGUAUGUGUACAUGUACACUGUGUCAAAGGGAAGAGAUUACAAAAUCAACAAUACAUGUAUCCCCACCAGUCUCCCCCAACGUUCUACACCUUACAUACAUGUACAUGCAUGGUACAUGUACUUAAGCAUUUCACCCCCACCCCAUCCUACGCCUGAGCACAUAGACAUGCACCGGUAACUACUCCUAAAAUGUGAGCCAAAUGCAAACACAUGAAUACAGUUCAUCUUGAUGUCGUGUUGGCAAAUGGAAGGAACAGAUUUGACGUAAAGAUCUUCAGGAGCAUUGGUGCAUAAUCUCAUGAGAAUUGAUCAGCUCAUUCUUCUGUUGUCAUUGUAUGAGUUGUCCUGAGGUGUCGGUAUGCGGGCCUCGGCAAGUAGCCGAUAUACUGAUCCCACCCGGUGUUGACCUGUCGCUGAGUGAGCUCCAGGACAUGGCCGAGCGGCAGCAACACCAAAUUGAGGCCCAGCAACAGACGCUGGUUGCGAAGCAGCAGCGUCUCAAAUUCCUGAAGCAACAAGAGCAAAAACAGCAGCAAAUGGCCGCUGAAGAUGAGCGCCUACGCAGACUCCGAGACAAAGUGGACUCCCAGGAGCAGAAAUUACGGAAACUGCGAACUCUGCGAGGCCAGGCUGAUGCCACCAAAAAUAACAAUCACACCCUUUCCACCGAGCUGGAGUCGGUGCGUACCCUGUUUGCCCAGAAGGAGAAGGAGUUGGCCCUGGCGGUGGCCAAGGUGGAAGAGCUGACACAGCAGCUGGAGCAGCUGAAGCAGGGCAACCUGAAUGGGAUCAACGGCGAUGUCUACAGGUCGCCAGCCAACGAGGAGCUGGACCGACUGCGUAAGGAACUCUUGCUUCGUAACAGACUGAAUGAGGAGCAGAGCGCAACACUGCAGAAGCAGCGACAAACCAUGGUCCAGCGGAAGGAGGAGAUGGCCGUGGUUGACAAACGCAUAGAGGAACUGACAGAACGACUGCGCAAGACCCGAAUCCUGGGCAAGCCCCAGCUUCCUCCUCCAGGCGCCAACGUCAACAACAAUGCCUCAGUGCCAGUUCGGUUGCCCAAUGGCAACGUACAGCUCGACAGACCAUUUAAUGGGAGCCAACCCAGAGAAACGGGUAACAGGAUGAACUCCAGGAACGACCCGCGAGGGAUGACGGGUGACCCUGGUAGGAGGUCACCCCUGACCAACGGCGACCUCUCGGGACCCCCUCCCCCUGGUGGCAGUGCCCAAGGUAGACCAGGGCCUACCAGCCGUCCAAUGCCCCCGAAGCCCGCCACACUGUUCCCUCCGCAGAGCUUCAAGCCCAGGACAAACCAGAGCGGCACCUCAGGCGUCCCCCGGCAGGGCUCGCCCAUGUCUGCUAGCAGGCCACACCAAGCCCCGGCCUCGUGGCACUCCACAUCUUUGGACAACGUCCAGCAGUCACGCAGCAAGCCCGAAGGCGUCAAUGAAAGUGGGAGUGACACCUCCUCGUUGACCGAGAACUCCAGCGUUGACAGCAUGCCCACCAGUGGCCUGUCCAACCAGCAACAGGGGCCGAGUAGACGGCCUGAUAAUCGCAGCUCUCCCAUACCUCAGAACCAGCGAUCUGGAAGUCCCUUGUCCUCACAACCUCUCCCCGUGCCCAAGGCAGACCCAAGGUUGUCAUCCUUGUCCGAGCGGCGGGCUGGGGACAGGUCACCCAUGUACGAUCUUGCGAGCCUAGAAGCUGCUCUAUCUCCCCCACCUCAAGAACUGUUGAAUGACCGGGGGCCACCUCAGCAAGGUGACUGGAGACCGCCAGGCUUUGGUCCUGGACAAGCCUCAGGCAGCCCGUCCCGCCAGGCAAACCAGCCCUCCGGAAAUGUUAACCGCACAGAGACUGACUCGAGGACCAGGAGUGUAAGCACGGACUCUGUCAGCUCCCAGAGCAGUAACAGACAUCCACCUUCACCACAAGGCAAGAAGAAACCCCCUCCCCCACCUAGAGCUGUCACAACUGGACUGUCGAGUGCCAGACCCAAUCAGCUAACUCCAAGUUCCCCGUCAAGAGUUGGUCCCGCAGCACCAAAUGGUCAGAGGUACCCCUCUGUUUCCAGUCAACCGUCAUCUGCGCCAUUCAGGAACGAAGGACCCCAGUAUGGUCCCACUCCUGCACCUUCUACUCACCCUGGUAGUCCCAAACUGUCUGGCGGGAGGAGCUCCGGUUCCUCCUCCCCUGUGACUGGUCAGCAUAAUGGCUCACCUGUCCCUGUGGCCAGGCCGCAACCUGGGUCACCAAGGUCCGACCACACUGCAGUUACCAAUCCUCCUGCCUCAGUCAAUUCCGACAUUCCUCCACCUCGACCUGAGCUUCCUCAGCCGUACUCCACUGCUGCCCCUGAUCCAACUAGACCUCGCCACCAGAGGUCCCCAGCCACGGUGGGCAUGUUUGUCCCACCCCCGCCGGCCCAGAUGCGCAAUUACAACCGCCCCAGCUAUGAGAAGGGCCUCACAUCGACUGAUAGUGGGAAGAAGAACCUGGCAGUCCGGAGUCUCUUCCCAGACGUCCAGCCCAAUCCACCUGGUAGGAUCUUACCAGGAAAUGCUCCAUCAGCUGGUGGCCUCCAAGGUCCUCAGCCAUCGCGUGAGGAAGAUGAUAUCCCCCUCAGUCCAAACCGCCCGCCAAGCCCGCUCAACCUUCCCAUGAGCCAUCUCUACCACCACCCUGAUUUCCAGAGGUUGCGGAAUAUGCCUCGCCCUCUCAAGAAGCGGCUGUCCUAUUCAGAGGACAAGGAGAGCCUGAAUUUCCUCAAGAUUGGAGGCUUGGAGCCCACAGUGAGCGAGACCAAUCAGGAGCCGGACCUGCCCAAGCCGGAGCCCCAGCCCAACAACACCAGCAAGAAGGACGAAGAUGAGAACUUCAGGAACAAUGCCAUCUUGAGCCAGAAGCAGUACACUGCUGCCCUGUCCCAGCUCUCCAGGUCCCCCGUCAUCAGCAACCGGACUUCAACUGGGAAGGGAGAGGUCAAGGGCAUCUUGAAAAAGGAAGGUGCCUUGAAGAAGACCAUCAGGGUACGAUUUGACCCCUUGGCCUUACUGCUAGAUGCCUCCCUGGAAGGAGAAUUUGAUCUUGUCCGUAGGAUUAUGCCAGAGGUGCCCAACCCUAGCGGCGCCAACGAUGAGGGUAUCACAGCCCUCCACAAUGCCAUCUGCGCUAAUCACUAUGAGAUUGUCAACUUCCUCAUCAUGAAUGGUGUUGAUGUGAAUGCCCCAGACAGUGACGGGUGGACUCCUCUCCACUGCGCGGCUUCUUGCAACAACGUGAUCAUGGUGCGCAAUCUUGUGGAGCACGGCGCCUGCAUUUUUGCCACCACCAUAAGUGACAAGGAAACGGCAGCUGACAAGUGCGAAGAGGAGGAAGAUGGCUUCAAGAUGUGCUCUCAGUAUCUCUUCGGUGUCCAGGAGAAGAUGGGCUUUCUGAAUGGUGGCCGCAUCUUUGCCGUUUACUCUUACACUGCGGAGAAGCCUGAUGAGCUCAGCUUCAAGGACGGCGAAGAGCUAACGGUGAUCCGACGGGGCGACGAGGAAGAGACAGAGUGGUGGUGGGCUAAGAAAGGGGAGCAGAUGGGCUACGUACCCAGGAACCUUUUUGGGUUGUUCCCCCGUGUCAGGCCACUGUUCUGAAGUCCCCUCUGCCCAUCAGCUUGUCUCAAGUAGUGUGAAUGCUUGAGCAGAACAUCUGGACCUUGUGCACCUGGACCAUAGCUUCUUACAAACCCAUGAGAUCCAGACAACAUCAUCAGUCUUCAUUGAGUAUCAACCUGUGACUGGGGAAAUUGUGCGUGAUGUGGGAUGCAGAAUCUGUCAAUAACUAUACCCUGAGUGGAUUCGUGCACAUCCCGUUGAGAGUUAGCCACCUCCAAAGUACUUGGCUGCCAGGGCUAAAUGCAUGCGUCUAUGGGAACCGCUGGAUACUGGCUGCAACCACUUCCCAUAGGUGUGUGUGUUGUUGCUAGCCACAGCCAAGUCAUUUUGGAAGCAGCCGUUCUCUCCUGAGCAGGGCAUGCUGGACUUAAAGUGCAGCAUGUUUGUGGGAGGUAGCAUAGCAUGAUUUGACUACUUCUGGAUGAAGGGCUGACACCGACAGUCACAAUCCCUGAACACUAAUGGACCACUGAUUGUAAACCUUUUCCCUGAACUUUUUUUUUCAUUUGAAAUCAUGCAUGUUACCUUAAGUCAAGGUUUAUAUCGCUGUAUUGCUUAAAGAAUAUUUGACCAAACAAUGAAGGUUUCCAUACAGGAGCAUGUAUGAAAGCAUGCGAUUGUGAUAAAGGAAAAACAAAUUACUGGGUAGUACAACAAGACCUAGGAAUGAGAAAUUGAGGAAAUUUUACGUUCUUGUCAAGAUGGAAUGUUGACCCCAUUAAGUUCGGAGACAGAGGCAAGAUCUUUCAUGAUAUGUGUCAAUAAUACAUCUGAUCUUAGAACACUCAAUUUUUUUCACUCAGACAUCUAUCCCGUCAAAAUUUCCAUCACUUCCGUAAACUGUUUGUUUUAUCACCUGAAAGACAGACUUUUGUUUGGUUGGGAAUUUUGGAAGGUAAGAAGUGGACAAAUUACAUGUAUACUUAAGUUCAUAUCAUGAGUAUGGAUUUUAUCUGUAAAUAAUUCUGUAAUAGUGCUGUUGUACAGUUAUUAAAAUCCUCCUGUUUGUAGAUUGUGUACAGGACAGUGCUGUGAUGAAAUUCAGAGAAAGCUAUUUCAGGGCUGUGUUAAGACAGUAAGGUAUUCUGAAUACACAUGGGCAUGGGAAAUAGGAUGUUUUACCUGAGACAGUUUUGGAAACUGCUUCUUCUGUGUUUCCGAAACUGUCUCAGGUUAAAGAUCUCUGUGUUUCCAAAAGAAAAGAGUGACAAUAUAACUUACUUUCUGCAUCAAAAGUCUUCUUAAACAUUGUGCAGUCUAAACUUAGCUCUUGGGUUUAAUUGAUACCAUCUGCUGUAUUCCGUGCACACUGCAGAUUGUUGUUCUAAGAAGAGUUUUUUCAACUUUUGGUUUUUUUUUUAAAAGUGUGCCCAAACUUUGGCAGAGUUGAAGUUCUCAUGCUUGGAGGAAUGCCACGGUGGUGUUCACGUUUGCUUUGGUACUGGGUGUGAAUGAGCCUGUGUAAAACACAGCCUGGUUGAGUCACAGUUUCUGUCCAACCUGUUGGAGGAACUUUUCACUAGCUCACAGACGUAAUACUGAUAGACUUCAUCAGGCCAGUUUAGUACAUCUCCAGAGUUCAAUAUUCAUCAGCAGUAGCUGUUAUGUACAUGCUUUUUUUCGUGCGGUGAACUAAUGUAAUUAGAUUAUCAGGGCCCACUUCUGUCUGAUACUGCUUUUACCAAGCUUAACGCAAGUACUUUGAUACUGAUUAUUGACAUGUCAGAAAAAAGAAAAGUGAUAAAGCUGCUUCGAAGCGCUCACCGUCUAGAGUGAUCUGUAGUAUGAGGUUUGAAAGAUUCAAUACCGAUUAGGGUCGAGCCAUCAAUCCCUCUUUCAAUUAACCAUUGCGAGACUGCAGGACGCAUGGCUUGCUCUUCAAAAAGGAGGGGAACAUUUCAUGUCUGUGUGUACACCUGAGCAUUAAGUUGUCUUUUUGAGCAUUCACCGAUUCAAAGCCGUGGAAUACUGUCAGGACGAUGGCUUUUGUUGCGCUGAAGUUGUUGAAAGUAGCAUUGUGGAUUUGGGCCAAGAAUCUAUUUUGCAGUUGUUGCAGAAAUAAAAUAACCGGAAGUAAAAUGACAAAACAUUUGUACAGUCCUGAAGUAUUGCGGUAAUGAAGAAUUGCCAUUAUUUAGUGGACAUUAGGUACUGUAUAUUACGAGUAAAAAAUUUAACACUUGCGUUGUGAUUGGCGACAGAAAUCUAAAUUAUAUUUUUCAUGAGAAACCUUAUUAAUGCAUUAGUUAUUACUUCUCUAAGAGUGUAUUCAGUUUAACUUGACCAAUGCUUUAAACAUGUACUAUACUUGAAAGUUGUUAAGUGCUAAUAAGUACUGUAAUUUCAUUUGGGUUUAAUUUACGGUGAUUAACUUGGCUUGAUAAAAGUACUUCAAGGGGCAUAUUAGCCAAACUGUGUACACGUUUAUCAUAAAGAAGUUCAGUAACGUUGCGCGUUCUUUUGGGGGUUUCAAAUCUAAUCUCUUUUUCACAGGAAGUGGUCAUGACAAACCUUCGUCAGCACAGCAGAACUAAGACUAAAGACAAGAGGCUCUGCUUAGACCUAAAUGAUAUAAUGAUAAGUACUUUUCCAAUCUGCAGCUAUGCCUAUGCAAUGUGAAAUUGCCUAUACAUUUUUGAGGAGUGCAGAGAAUACUGAAUGGUGGUGUCAUUUGGACCAGGAAAGGUUGUGCAAAUGAUUGAAGUACGUGUGUGUUGGUUCAUGUGCUGGUUUGCUCGUCACUUCCUUUAACACAUUUGGGCAUGACUUAUUCACUUUGGUACUCUAUAAAUUACAGCUUGAGGAGGUCCAUGUUCUGUCAUUGAAUUCUGUUACGAUGGAAAUCCAUGCUAUUUUAGAUAAGGCUGCUCAGCAAAAUGGUCCUGGAUAGGAACUGAUUUACUAAGCCAAAAUUAGUUGUAAAUAACUGUCAACUCCGAACCCCUGUGAAAUUCUGCCUCAUUUACCCAAUCAGAAAUGAUUGGACUCUUUUACAAAGUAGAGAAUUGUUUUUUUUUAUAAUGGUUUGGGACUCAGAAAUGUUGCAAGGUGAAUUAUCACAAACAAAUUAAUAAUCACAAUAGUUGAAUUCGCCAAUCUAUGCAACUCCAUGAAACAGCAUUCCUAGGUUUUUUCCUCAUUGUAAAUAUUACCAAUGUAAUUAUGUAAAUACAUGGUAGAAUCUUGGUACUCUGUGCUUGGAUGUUUUUGUUCUGUACUUAGAGCAUUUUGAUUUAACCAAAAUUUUAUUUAUAUUUAUAAAUGUAGACUUUUAAGUAUAUCUUGAAUUAGCUUCGUGUUAUCUUAAAUUUCACCCUUGUCAUUAACUUUUGUUUAUAUGUGUAUUUGGAUAGUGGAUUUAUUUAUCAGAAAGUUUAGGCUGUAGUGUCUUUGUUAAUGUAAGAAAAUCUUGGAAGUGGACAUCAACAUUUUUAUGUCACAACAUGUAGAUAAGUCUUAUCUCGAUGUAUUCCUUUGAAUAAAAAGCUUGUUCUUGAAAACUUCAAUAAUUGACUACACUGCA